UAUAUGCACGCCAUCAUCAUUCACUUGGUGCUCCGCUUUUGACUUGCAAUUCCAUCUCUCUUUCCUUGUCAUGGAGGAGAUUGAUUUAUGCAGCGUUAAUCUCCGUCCGUUCAAGCUGAUGGACGUCGACGAUUUCGUGUUAUGGGCAGGUGAUGAUAGAGUGACAAGAAACCUUCGAUGGAAGACCAUUACUUCGAAGGAAGAGGCUUUGACUUUCAUCAAAGAUGUUUGCAUACCUCAUCCUUGGCGCAGAUCGAUAUGCUACAAUGAUCAUUCGAUCGGCUUUGUGUCAAUCUUUCCGGAAUCGGGAGACGACAGGUAUCGGGCCUAUAGCGGGUACGCUUUGGCUGCGGAUUAUUGGGGCCAUGGGAUUGCAACCAAGGCUGUGGAAGCUGCAGUCUCUCAGGUUUUUGAGGACCUCCCAGAAGUGGUAAGGUUGCAAGCUUUUGUUGAUAUAGAGAACAAGGCCUCUCAGAGGGUUUUAGAGAAAGUUGGGUUUCAUCAGGAGGGUCUUUUGAGGAAAUAUAGCUAUAUUAAGGGGAGGCUAAGAGAUUUGUAUGUCUACAGUUUUCUAGCAACAGAUGUCCCUGCUAAUGAACCAUAAUUGGAAUUGGAAGCCACUUAAUCAUUACAAAGUUCCUCGUAUUUUAUCUAAGAAAAAAAUUAUGGAUUUCAAGUCCUUUUAUCAUCUGUAUUUGUCCUGAAGUUCAUAUAUAGGCCCCCUUUGGUAA
This is a messenger RNA of Tripterygium wilfordii, 731 nucleotides long. RefSeq lists its product as uncharacterized. Gene Ontology annotation, molecular function: acyltransferase activity, transferring groups other than amino-acyl groups. The record is from RefSeq and is a predicted model, not a curated record. Lineage: Eukaryota; Viridiplantae; Streptophyta; Magnoliopsida; Celastrales; Celastraceae. The transcript has a single exon. Bases 71 to 604 code for a protein of 177 amino acids.